Botrytis cinerea B05.10 is the source of this 3554-nucleotide messenger RNA. RefSeq lists its product as hypothetical. Gene Ontology annotation, cellular component: mitochondrial inner membrane. The record is from RefSeq and is a predicted model, not a curated record. The coding region runs from base 813 to 2855 and encodes 680 amino acids. Lineage: Eukaryota; Fungi; Ascomycota; Leotiomycetes; Helotiales; Sclerotiniaceae. The transcript has 2 exons. Gene Ontology annotation, biological process: mitochondrial respiratory chain complex III assembly; protein insertion into mitochondrial inner membrane from matrix. Gene Ontology annotation, molecular function: ATP hydrolysis activity; ATP binding.
GGGUCCAGCUCCUCGUACAAAUGGGUACAAUUGCAACUGUUUCUGUCAGACGGGUACCAAUGUCGGAAUUUAUCAAGCUAGUGCGGCAAAUCACAUGGGUUUGUUGUCUGUUCCUUUCUACAUUCAUCACAUUUGUAUCGGCCUUUCUUAUAUCUCAUUAUGGCCUAGAACAACUGCCAGGUAGUCAGCAAGUUACUCCGCGCCUGUUGCCUACUUUUGUGUCAGAACUUUCUCUUAAAUUCUUCCAUGCCCCACUAGUUGUAAUCUUUGAAAGUUAAGCUCUACAAAAGGAAUCGCUGUGGCCGCCCAUUCGUUGCUUGAUAUCCAAAGAGAAAGGUGCGGCUCUCGAUUUCGUUGUCCUAUUCGCAGGAAGUUCCCAGACGACAUCCCAGUGACAUGGUACCGGUUGUCUUUAAAAUUAAACUUACCAUAUUUCACACACAUCACAUCGUAAUAUGGGUUCUAUUUAAGCCAGUGAAUCAGAAGAGGCAACUACACGCCAUUUACGCCGUUUGUACCGUGCCGCGUGGUCCAAUUGUGGACACUGCAUAUGCGCUCUUUCCCUACUCUGAAGUAUGAUUUGUGUUUCUUUAGAGCUCGACGGAAACUCUUAACCUUGUCUAUCAAAGAUUACACAUACUUUACGCCUAACAAAGAUCCACCAUACACUUUCCAGAUCACUUCUACACCCAUCACCAUUUCUUGAAGUGCUCACGUUCUCCAUCCAUCUUCGCCAUCCCAUACCCUCAAACGUCUUUUCCACUUGUUCGUUCAAUCUAAGAUAUCCCCAUCAAGUAAAGAAGUAGAACGAAAUGGAUCUCGAUGCCGUUUUAGAAGCUCUACACCAGAAUUUAUCUGUGUCAUCCAACACAAGCACAACGGCAACUUUACUCGGCGGUUUAUUGCCGACCACUCUUCUCGAAAAUCUCGUUCCCGGAUAUGGCUACAUUCACAAGAUUGUUCUACAAACCGUUGGUUUUGAUAUCACGCUCCUUGUAUCUCUCUGGGCUGCUUUAUGGCUGGUAAACAAGGCUUUCAAUGCAUUUCAUUCUUGGGGAUGGGCAUUCGUAAGAUCAUACUGGAUGUCUGAUAUCUCUAUUAGUAGCAUAGACGAAAUUCACGACGAAGUCAUAGAAUUUCUGGCAUACAAGUACCAAAUGAAAUCUUCUCGCUCUCUUCAGGCAGCGACAGCACGACGGGGAUAUUGGGACCUAGAUAAUGAGGACUCGGUUACCUUGACACAGCUCGACGGAACCGGGAUUAUACAAUGGCUCAACUUUGCUGAUCAAGACUCUAAGACUAAGCCACAAUUCACGCCGUCUAUGGGAACCAGUCAUACUUUUUGGCAUAAUGGUAGAUAUUUCAGGGUUAUACGAUCGGAAAAAAUGGUCUUUCAAUCCUCCUCGUAUGGUAACCCGGUAUCUGACCAACAAGUUCUGCUCAUCUCUUGUUAUGGUCGUAGCACAAUACCUAUCAAGGAAUUUCUUCAGGAAGCCAAGGAUUAUUCAAACAGAAAUCAUAGUGCAAAGACUGUCAUUCGUCGACCUGCAAACAAAGAGCGUCGAGCAUGGGGAGGUCGAAGCUCUUGGACCGAGGUGGCGAGAAGACCUUGUCGUCCAAUGAGAACUGUAGUUCUGGAUGAGGUUAUGAAAAGUAAGGUACUACGUGAUAUCAACGAAUAUUUGAACCCUUCAACUGCUCGUUGGUAUGCCAUCCGUGGUAUACCUUAUCGCAGAGGAUACCUCUUUCAUGGACCCCCAGGAACUGGUAAAACUUCCUUAACCUUUGCCCUUGCCGGCGUUUUUGGUCUGAAUAUCUACGUUGUUAGCUUGCUAGAGCCUACACUCACGGAAGAAGAACUCGGGAACCUCUUUACCAACUUGCCACCUAGAUGUAUUGUACUAUUGGAGGAUAUUGAUACCGCAGGUCUAACGCGAGUCAAUGAAGAUAAAGUCGAGUCGUCAGAUGAAUCUAGUUCUGAAAGCAGCAGUAGCGAGGAUGAAGACGAAUUGGUCACUAAGAUAUCACGAAGAAAGGGCAAGAGUAAGAGCAAAAGUAGACGUAACAAGGGCAAACGAAGCAAGAAAGGCAAGAAAAGUAAGAAAGAUGAUGAUGAAAAGAAGGGAAUCUCAUUAUCCGGUCUUUUAAAUAUCAUUGACGGUGUGGCCUCACAUGAAGGCCGUGUCUUAGUGAUGACUACCAAUCAUCCCGAAAAGCUAGACGAAGCUCUUAUCCGACCAGGCCGCGUAGAUUGUCAAGUUGCAUUCACAAAUGCCACUCGUCAUCAGAUCAAAGAAAUUUUUGAGAGAAUGUACUCCAAAGACCCGCCACGGGAGAAACUUAUCGCUACUACCUCACCAGCUACCGAGCCCAUUAUCCAAGAAAUACAAGUUCCUAUCGAAAGAGAAGAAGAAGCAGAAGAAGAAGAGACUCCACUUCUCACCCCAACUUCAGAUGCCCCCAACCAAGAAUCGGAGAAGACAUAUGCAAAUUUAAUUUCAGAUUCACUUUCGGAAAAUCGUCCUCUUACACCACCAGAUACUCCUAUCGCCGCUGGAACCGAGACUUGUGCUGGAACUGGAACCGAAAUAGAAGCUACUACUCCCACUGGAAAGAAAACCCUUACAAUAGCUGAUAUCGAGAAGAAUGGCGAAGAACAAAUAUUGGAGGAAGGGGAGCUCAAGACGUUGGCCAAUCAGUUCUCUGAAUAUAUCGAAGACUAUAUGUUUAGUCCAGCUGAGAUUCAAGGAUUUCUUUUGACGAGGAAAAAGGCGCCUAGAAAGGCUGUUGAAGAGAUUGGAGCUUGGGUGCAGGCUACAAGGAAGAGUAAAGUGGAGGGGCAAAAAUUCACAUAGGCGCGUUGGGAGGGGGGUGAGGUGGUCUGAUGGACUGGUGAAUCAGUAUCGAUGUUCUUUUACGCAGUGCAUGAUUGGUUAGUUGAUUGGACUUGUUCUCGGAAACUUGAUGAGACACGAAACGCGGUGUACUAUACCUACAUAGUUUGUACACAAGAAACGAGAAUUGAUGAGGAGAAAAAUGAGAGAGAGAAAAAAAACAAAAAAAUAAGAGCAGCCAUUGGAGGAAGAUGACCUCAGCGAUACGAUACACGACUUUUCUUUAAUCAAAAUGGCGGGAAUCUCGUUGCUUUUUUGGUUCGCAUAUUUUGCUUUUACAAUCCCACUUUUUAUCAUAGGGUGAGGUGGGUGUUCUUUAUUAACAUCUUUCGUCAUUGAAGUCGGCGGCACGUAGCAUUUCCUACUUACAAAUGAAACAGUGGGGUUUUUCGUCUGCUAUUGGAUAUCCACUUGCUGGAUAUCCAAAUUUGGGAGACAUGGCUUUUCAUUUUUGGAAAAGGAAGGGAAGGGGAAAAAAGCUGGGUAGAGUGACUGGAGAUAAAAAGGGAGAUGAAAGUUGGGGGUGGUCCGGCUGGAGAUGAGGUCUGGGGUCUGGGGUCUGGGGAUAUGAUAUGUUCAUUGGGGGGGAGGACAGGGCAGGACUUGUAUAUGAUUAAGAUUCGUAGUUUCUGAUAUUUAAUUUGAUGCGUUGAUUUUUUA